Molecule: messenger RNA, 327 nt
Organism: Cylicostephanus goldi
Lineage: Eukaryota; Metazoa; Nematoda; Chromadorea; Rhabditida; Strongylidae
Source: the annotation of a GenBank genome assembly
AUGAUAUGGUCCUUGUUACUGGUCCAAUAUGGUACAGUGUCAGAGUGUAGAUGUGAUGCAUUAUCGAUCGAUAACAAAUUACCGUAUCGCCUUUUAGGUCCAGAAGAAGGUGGACCACCACGAAAGAAGGUGAAAUCGCCACCGGCAAUUUCACCAACUGGAUCCUCUACAAGUAUUUAUUCGGGUGGAAGCAGUAGUAUUGAUUGGAAGACUGUUCCGCCUCAGAUUAUGAAAUUUACACCAGAAUUCAAUUUUACUCGCAUCUCCUUUCUUGCUGGAUGCUUGCUAUCCGCUCUUUUUCGCUUAGGCUCUGAGCUGCAAAAAUGA